Molecule: messenger RNA, 498 nt
Organism: Thyridium curvatum
Lineage: Eukaryota; Fungi; Ascomycota; Sordariomycetes; Thyridiales; Thyridiaceae
Exons: 1
Coding region: 1-498 (165 amino acids)
Biological process (GO): purine nucleobase metabolic process
Molecular function (GO): hydroxyisourate hydrolase activity
Source: RefSeq, a predicted model, not a curated record
AUGUCCGCCCCAGCAGCCCAAGACCGCAUCACCUGCCACGUCCUCGACACGACCGCAGGCCGCCCCGCCCGCGGCCUCCGCGUCCGCCUCGAGCUGCAGGCCCCCGCCGCCGCCGGCACCACCACCGCGGCCUCGCACCACGGCCAGUCCGCCCAGCCCAGCCGCACCUUCGAGUCGCAGACCGACGACGACGGCCGCGUGCGCACCUGGCUCCCUUACUCGUCGUCCAACGCGUCGGGCGAGGUGCCCGUCUACACGCUCGAGGACGUGCUGGGCACCGCCGAGGGCGAGGCCGGCGCCGCCGCCGAGGGGUCGUCGACCACGACGACGACCACAACGACGUGGACCCUGCGCUUCGACACCGAGGGCUACUUUGGCGGGCCGGACGAGACCUUCUUCCCCGAGGCGGCCGUCACCUUCCGCGUCGCGCCGGGCCAGCACUACCAUGUCCCGCUGCUGCUGAGUCCGUACAGCUACACUACCUACCGUGGGAGCUGA